GUUGGUGCUCUCUGGGGGAGAGGAUGUCUUUGUCAGAAAGAGUUCCCAUGGAAAAAGGAGAGACAAAGGAUUUCCUCAAACUGAUCGUGAAGGAACAAAGUGCAAGAAUAGGGAGUGAGAGCUUCAGUUCCCCUUGUGGCUCUUUGACAGCUGACCAAUUGGAAUCAGGUGUUGAAACCAUAGCUAUCAGCAACAUGGCAGCAAAAACACCUUUGAGUAACAAUCUCCGAGAGCGGCUGAAGAAAUCACGGCGUUCUUUUAACUCCCCAUUCAUCGUACCAAAGCGGUUGAAGAUUGACAGCCAGAGUGAAGGUGGUGGAAAAGCAGACCCUGGCACUGAGGCUGGUGACAGCCAGCUCCCUAAUGAUACUUGUUCUGCACAGAAUGGUGUGACUACAGAAACAGAAAAUCUUUGCGAAAGGAUGAUGAAUCAGCAGCCAGAUACAAGUGCAGUGGGCAGGAAUGAGGCAUCUCUGGGAGUCCAGCAUGCAACUGAACACCACAUCCAGACUCCUGCCAAGUCCCCAAAUCCGAUCCCUGAAAAGCAGCAACUUCUUGAGGAGAAAGAACAAUUACAGAGAGAAGUGAGAGAGAAAGAGGAACUUCUUCGUCGUUUGAAAAUGGUUCAGAUGUACAGAACAAAGAAUAACCUGGCAGAACUAGGAUCUCUGAUUCAGAAAUGGAGGAAGAGCAGCCAGGCCUUGCUGUAUGAACUUCAAAUGGCCCUUUGCAGUGAUUCAAAACUGACUUUGACCCAGCUGAUAGACAGUCUGGCAAUAGAGGAUAGACUCCUGCAUUACAAUAGACAUGAGGAAGAUUUCAUAGAUGGAUGAGAUGAUCACUCCUGUGCUGAGAAUCAGCAGCCUUAUUCGCAACAAUGCAUUAGCCAAUUCUUUGCAGUCAAUUUUCUAGAAGACAUUGUUUUUUUGUAAAGAUUUUGCUCUGCUGGAUUACAUGAUGUCUUUAAAUUCCUGAAGUUGUUUGCUGCUAUUUCCUCUAUUGAGGAAGGAUACAACACCAUGGGCUGAUCCACUCUGUCUGCAGCCAUCAUUAAUGCUACUGUAAUUUUCUGUCACCUUGCUCCCUGGACUAAUUCUUUUAUCCUGUCAAGGAUGGAACAAUAAACAUGCAAAAAAAUGUGCGAGUGCUUUGAGAAGAGGAAGUGGGUAUUGACAGCAAAGGAGGAAUAAAGGCAAAGUAAAAAGAUUUGUAAUCUAUUCCAAACCAGAGCAAAAUGCUGCAGUUUCUGCAAACCUGAAACAAAGAUAAAUACUGGAAAUAUACAGCGGCUCGAGAACUGUGUGGAAAGGGAAACAGAGUUAAUGUUUCAGAACACUUCAAUAUAAUCCAGGCUGUGGUUUUUAUAUUACUGUUUCUUGUAGUAUGGUUCAGUAAACAAGUGGAAUAAUUCAAGUGCUACUUCUAUGCCAACAUUCAGAGACAGCUGAACACUGAGAAAAAACAUUUAUUUUUUAUGAAUACAAAUUUUAAAUUAAUCCAGCCAAACGAUUGUGUUUUCUACAUUAAAGUCUCAUGGAAAAAUUACAUAUUUAACUCUGCUAUUUAUCUUAGUCCAAACCAAUGGCUUUAAAUGUAGGGGUAUUGCUCUGUUUCCGCCAGGAUUGGAAAGCUUUUCAUGCGUUGUCUUUCCAACUCGUUUCUCAGGAUAGCAAUAUCUUCGGCCUGGGAUCGACUCAGUUCCAUCAGACGGUUGCGCUGCAUCAAGUCCCUGAAACGAUUGCGACUGUCUUCUUCGGAUUCAACUGGUGCUAAUGGGGAAAGAAAAAUUAGCAUCUCCCAGGGAAUUUUGAAAUUCAAUUUGUGUCAUUUGGGAAUUGCAAAUAGCUAGC
This is a messenger RNA of Rhincodon typus (whale shark), 1850 nucleotides long. It is a transcript of the gene sfr1, whose product is annotated as SWI5-dependent homologous recombination repair protein 1. The coding region runs from base 24 to 833 and encodes 269 amino acids. Gene Ontology annotation, cellular component: Swi5-Sfr1 complex. The transcript has 4 exons. NCBI's taxonomy places the organism in Eukaryota, Metazoa, Chordata, Chondrichthyes, Orectolobiformes, Rhincodontidae. Gene Ontology annotation, biological process: double-strand break repair via homologous recombination; positive regulation of DNA-templated transcription. The record is from RefSeq and is a predicted model, not a curated record.